AUGAAUGUAGACGACGUGGAGGAUCACGAUGGUGUCAGACUAUCUUGGAACGUCUGGCCAAGCAGCAAGGUGGAAGCCACUCGCACAGUGGUCCCCAUCUCUGCCCUCUACACUCCUCUGAAGGAGAGGGAGGAUCUGCCUCCUGUCAUGUACGAGCCAGUCACUUGCAAGCCUCCAUGUCGAGCAGUGCUCAACCCUUACUGGUCAGUUUCAAUCGCACGCACAUGCGCGCCUCUCGCUUCAUCCUAACUCACUCCAACGUGCCGCACCUCGACAACUAGUCAAAUCGAUGUUCGAGGCAAAUUGUGGAUUUGCCCCUUUUGUCUCUCGCGCAACGCUUUCCCACCCCAUUAUCGCGACAUUAGCAGCACCAACUUGCCGGCGGAGUUGCUGCCAAAGUACACGACGAUCGAGUAUACGCUCAGCAGACCUGCUCAAAUCCCUCCCAUCUUUCUCUACGUCGUCGACACGUGCUUGGAAGAGGAGGACCUCAAGGCUUUGAGAGAGACGCUCGUCCUCAGUCUCAGCCUGCUGCCCCAGAAUGCACUCGUUGGUCUGGUCACAUUUGGCACCAUGGUGAGCAGCCGGCCUGCUUGCUGCUCCACUCCGCUGUGCUGUGCUGUGCUGUGCUGUGCUGUGCUGCACUGACGUCCAUCUCCACCUGCUGGCGCAGGCUCAAGUGCAUGAGCUGGGCUACGAUGCGUGCCCAAAGAGCUACGUGUUCCGCGGUACCAAGGAGUACACGCCAAAGUCCAUCCAGGAUGUGAGCAUAGGGCGAAUUCAUCGGUUCGCGCAGCGUUGACACUAUCAUCGCACUCCCUUUAGAUGCUCGCGCUGACGCCAGGAGCACGUCCAAUGGCACCCGGAGGCCCAUCGAAUCCGCAACAGCAGCAGCAGCAGCAGCAGCAGCAGCGCGCGCCAGGUCAAGCCGGCGCUAGCCGAUUCCUGCUUCCCGUCAGUCAGUGCGAGUUCCAACUGACUCAGAUCCUCGAGCAGCUUCAAAAGGAUCCUUGGCCCGUCGCGAGCGACAAGCGUGCGCAACGCUGCACCGGAACCGCCCUCUCUGUAGCCAUGGGCAUUCUGGAGACCACCUUUCCAAAUACGGGUGCUCGCGUCAUGCUGUUUGCAGGUGGACCGGCCACCGAAGGCCCUGGUAAUGUGGUUUCCACGGAGCUCCGAGAGCGCAUCCGCUCUCACCACGACAUUGACAAGGACAAUGUCAAGUUUUACAAGCGAGCCAUCAAGUUUUACGAGGCGAUGGCUAGGAGGAGCGCCAAUAAUGGGCACUGCAUCGACAUCUUUGCAGGCUGCUUGGAUCAGGUCGGUCUGCUAGAGAUGAAAAGCUUGGCCAACUUUACCAACGGUCACAUGAUCCUUGCAGACUCUUUCCAGAUGGGCAUCUUCAAGCAGAGUUUCCAAAAGAUCUUUCAAAAGGAUGACAAGGGUGAUCUCAACAUGGGAUUCAAUGCGACCUUUGAUGUUCAGGUGAGCAUCGGUGGCGCGUGCGAAGCGCGCAUCCGCUAACCCCCCCCAGCAACCUGCCUCGACCCAAAAAGUGCACCAAGGAGCUCAAAGUCAGCGGUCUGAUUGGACACGCCAUCUCCGCCAACAAAAAGUCUGCAUCCGUAGGCGAGACGGAGAUUGGUCUGGGCGGAACCUCUGCUUGGAAGAUUUGCAGCGUCGACCCGCGCACUGCUCUGGGUGUCUACUUUGAAGUCGUCACUCCAGCCGGGCAGCCCCUGCAGCCUGGCUCUCGAGGUCUGAUCCAAUUCGUGACGCACUACCAGCACGCUUCAGGACAGUACAGACUUCGCGUCACUACGAUAGCGCGGAACUUUGCCGAAGGCGGCUCUGCGCAGAUUGCAGCUUCCUUCGACCAGGAAGCUGCGGCGGUGCUGAUGGCGAGAAUCGCAGUGUUCAAAGCGGAGAUUGACGACUCUCCAGAUGUGCUCAGGUGGCUCGACAGGAUGCUGAUCCGGCUGUGCCAAAAGUUUGCGGACUACAGAAAGGACGAUCCGACAUCCUUUAGGCUUUCGGAAGGGUUCAGCAUCUACCCUCAGUUCAUGUUCCACCUGCGAAGAAGUCAGUUUCUGCAGGUGUUUAACAAUUCUCCCGACGAGACGGCAUUCUAUCGACAUGUGCUCAAUACGGAGGAUGUGAACAACAGUCUGAUCAUGAUCCAACCGACGCUGAUGAGUUACGGUUUCGACACGCCCCCUCAACCUGUGCUGUUGGAUUCCGUGAGCAUCAAGCCAGACGUGGUGCUCCUCCUCGACACCUUUUUCCACAUCCUCAUCUUUCACGGCACGACGAUUGCCGAAUGGCGCAAAGCUGGCUAUCAAGAUCAAGAAGGCUACGAGAAUUUCAAAGAGGUGCUGGAAAAUCCAAAAGCGGAUGCUCAAGAUCUGUUGCAGGAUCGUUUUCCCAUUCCGCGUUACAUUGUCUGCGAUCAGAAUGGAAGUCAGGCUAGAUUCUUGCUCUCCAAACUCAACCCCAGCACCACCCACAUGUCUGGCGGAGGCAUGUACGGAACGGCAGGUGCUGGCGCGGCCAUCUUUACGGACGAUGUCAGUCUGCAAGUCUUCUUGGAGCACCUCAAACGUCUGGCAGUGGGCGCUAGCUCCUCCUAA
This is a messenger RNA of Ceraceosorus bombacis, 2630 nucleotides long. Lineage: Eukaryota; Fungi; Basidiomycota; Exobasidiomycetes; Ceraceosorales; Ceraceosoraceae. The record is from the annotation of a GenBank genome assembly.